Molecule: messenger RNA, 2964 nt
Organism: Beta vulgaris subsp. vulgaris (sugar beet)
Lineage: Eukaryota; Viridiplantae; Streptophyta; Magnoliopsida; Caryophyllales; Amaranthaceae
Product: protein NRT1/ PTR FAMILY 8.3
Exons: 5
Coding region: 240-1991 (583 amino acids)
Biological process (GO): oligopeptide transport; transmembrane transport
Cellular component (GO): plant-type vacuole membrane
Molecular function (GO): transmembrane transporter activity
Source: RefSeq, a predicted model, not a curated record
AGGCAUGUCACAAUUAUUUCUAUUUUUUGCUAGAUUCCUUCAGCCGAAAUGAAUCUCUCAAUUCUAAACUCAACCGUCAACACCUUGAAGUUGCCAAAAUAAAAAAUUUGUCAUCUUGGAAUAAUCAAUUUAUCCAAUAACAUAGUAACAAGAUAAAAAGAGGAGAGAGAGAAGAGGAGAAAAUUUGCAGUCUUGCAGAAGGGAAAGAAAAGAAAAAUCCUAGAUCAAAAAUCAACAACAUGGGUACUCAAGAAGAGGAGAGAUUGCUCUUAGAAGAUGGUCAUUUACAGGGAAAUGGUGAACAAUAUACUGGUGACGGCUCGGUUGAUCUCCAAGGGAACCGUGUCCUGAAGAGCAAAACUGGAAAUUGGAGAGCCUGUCCCUUUAUCCUUGGCACAGAAUGCUGUGAGCGUCUUGCUUACUAUGGCAUUGCAACUAAUCUUGUCAGUUACCUUACCGGCAAAUUGCAUGAAGGAAAUGUCUCUGCUGCAAGGAAUGUUACUACCUGGUCAGGCACUUGUUACCUAACACCACUUCUGGGAGCCGUCUUAGCAGAUGCAUACUGGGGAAGAUAUUGGACAAUUGCUGUAUUCUCCACAAUAUACUUCAUUGGAAUGUGUACCUUGACUUUAUCUGCAUCAGUUCCUGCAUUUAAGCCUCCUGAAUGUGUGGAUUCGUUUUGCCCUGCAGCUACUCCACCACAGUACGGAGUAUUCUUUUUAGGCCUCUAUCUGAUUGCAUUGGGGACUGGAGGGAUCAAGCCAUGUGUAUCAUCUUUUGGUGCUGAUCAGUUUGAUGAUACUGACCCUAGUGAGAGGGUGAAGAAGGGAUCCUUUUUCAACUGGUUUUAUUUUUCUAUCAACAUUGGUGCCUUUGUCUCGAGUACACUUAUAGUCUGGAUGCAAGAAAAUGCUGGCUGGGGCAUAGGCUUUGGCAUUCCAGCAUUAUUCAUGGGCAUUGCUAUCGCAAGUUUCUUUUCAGGAACUCCCCUCUAUAGGUUUCAAAGGCCUGGGGGAAGCCCAUUAACAAGAAUGGGCCAGGUUGUAAUUGCAUCAUUCCGUAAGUGCAAGUUGGAUGUCCCACAAGAUAGCAAUCUCCUGUAUGAGACUCCAGAUAAACAUUCAGCUAUUGAGGGAAGUCGAAAGCUAGAGCAUACUGACGAACUGAAGUGCCUGGAUAAAGCAGCUGUUGUGUCGGAUGCGGAUAUGAAAAGUGGGGAUUUUUCUAACCCGUGGAGACUAUGCACCGUAACACAGGUGGAAGAGUUGAAGAUCUUGAUCCGCAUGUUCCCCAUAUGGGCAACCGGAAUAGUCUUUGCUGCUGUCUAUGCCCAGAUGUCAACAAUGUUUGUUGAGCAGGGCACAGUGAUGGACCGAAGAAUUGGAUCCUUCACCAUCCCAGCAGCAUCAUUGUCCACCUUUGAUGUCAUUAGUGUUAUAUUCUGGGUUCCAAUAUAUGACAGCUUUCUUGUUCCUAUAGCUAGAAAGUUUACCGGCCAAGAGAGGGGGUUUUCAGAACUACAGAGAAUGGGUAUUGGCCUCUUCAUCUCCAUCCUCUCAAUGGUAGCUGCUGCUCUUGUGGAGAUCAAACGGUUACAAAUUGCUCAGGAACUAGGUUUGGUUGAUGAAAAUGUUCCGGUCCCACUUAACAUCUUUUGGCAAGUACCACAAUACUUUUUGGUGGGUGCAGCAGAGGUGUUUACUUUUGUAGGGCAAUUGGAAUUCUUCUAUGAUCAGUCACCGGAUGCCAUGCGAAGUUUGUGUAGUGCACUGUCUCUUCUAACGACUUCACUUGGGAAUUACUUGAGCUCGUUCAUUCUGACGGUUGUCACAGUGCUUACAACUGCUGGAGGGAACCCGGGAUGGAUACCGGAUAAUCUAAACAAGGGUCACCUUGAUAAUUUCUUCUGGCUUUUGGCUGGACUGAGUUUCUUGAACCUGUUGUUGUAUGUUUUCUGUUCUCUGAGGUACAAACAGAAGAAGGCUUCAUAGGGAAGUUGUUGCUAACUUGCUACUGCCUACUGAUGUUGGUGUAUAACAUUGAAUUUCUGAUGUUUCAGCUGAAAAUGAGGUGCUGUAUUAUAUAAUUAGAUAGGGUCCUGUUUCUUUUUUUUCUUUUUUUUAUCUUAUACCACUCUCAAGAAAAUUACAGUAGUAUGUUUAUUAGUGUUCUUCAGUACUUGCUAAAUUACUGGAGUAACUAAUCAACACAGUUUCUGUAAAUCACAAAUUUACAAGUGUAAUUCUUGUUGACAGAAACCCAUUGCAUUUUUCUUCAAACUGCAAGAAUUUCUGGUGAAUUUAAAACAGACAUGAAACCAUCCUUUUCUUUUUCUAUGAAGUCUACCGGAACUCGAAAGCGACUUACUACGAGUACAUGGUGGGAAAUCUUGCUAUUCCAUUGCUAGAAGCAAGAGAUCUUUAAAGGAAGAUAGUGAUAAUUUCUUCCCUGAGUAGCACUAUUAUAUGAAGUAUAUCAAAUUAGUUGUAUAAAUAAUACAAAAUCUCAUAUAAGAUCACUUCAACAUGAGGUUGGUUUGUUCGUUCUCCUUAUUUACCCGUCGUUAUUAUAAAAAAAUUUAAUAAGGACUAAUGAGGUCUAAUAAGUUCAGAUAAAUUUAGCUAAGCGAAAAUAAGAUUCGGCUAUUACAAGAUAAUAUCCUAAUAAAUUUAGUUAAGUUCAAAUAAGAUCUAAUUAGGUCUAAUAAGUUCCGUUAAUUCAGUUAAACAAGAAAAGGUGAAUAGAUAUUUCGUGGCCCACAAAUUUCAACACUAUUGUGCAGUACACUAUCCAAGCAGCAGAUUUGUUCUGUUCCCAAAUAAUUAAUAGUUUGACCAGAAAAAAAAAGGUGACAACUUUGAUAAAUGAGAAGGAAGAACUUGCAGUUGUUGCAGGGGAAGAGAAACGAUGAGUAAUACAGGUGAUCAUCAAUUGCUUCUUGAAGAUGAACACUCUCUUCUUCAG